UUUCUGUUCUGUGCCCCGGGCUGCCGGCGGCCCAAAGGUGUUCGUUUUUUCUUCUCUUUUUUGCGUACCCCCCCACCCGCACUCAUCUCGCCAAGGGAAAAAUGAAAAGAAAAGAAAGAAAACCCUUCCCCUCGCAAGAACCCUCGUCUCUUCCCUCUCCGGCGGCGGCGGGUGGCUGGACGGGUUCUGGGAUGGAAAUCCAAGGCGAUGACUGUGACACAGUGAGACUCUACCCAGAUCCAGGCCCAGACCCAGGCCUACGCCUUCUGCUGUCCUGUUGGAAGAAACGGCUCGGCCAAGGCGGCGGCGGAAGCCGUGGCGCCGCGCGAACCAGCCGCAAGAAAGGGAAGUCGAUCAUCAAGAUGGAAGACGACCAAGGGGAGGCAAGCGAACUCCAACGAGGCGGUGGCACUCUGCUACCCGAAUCGAAGAAGAACAAUUUGCUUGCGCGCGCAAAUCGAUUCCUUCUGAAGUUCAGCUUCAAAAAGCUCAAGGCCUUCAGGUACCCUUCGAAGAAGCAAAAGUUGCUACCCCCCACAUCCAUUCAGGUGGAGAAGAAGUCGUUGCUCCCAGAUCCUGAGACCGAGCUAGUGGUGCUACUGCAGAGUCUGGUUCUGAAUUUGAGCCUCCCACAGAUUAUGGGACAGCACCUGCGUUCUCCUUCGAGGAGCAGAUCACUUCGUUGGAGCUGGAACCCCCAAUCCCAAUGGAGAAGACCACGGAGCUGGCUGAGCCGGAGCCUUUAAUCCAGAACAUGGCAGAUCCUGAAACAGAGACAGAGUCACAGCUUUUGGCAGAACCUGCUGCGCUUCCCACAGAAUCUGAGUUUCAGCCGGUGCUUGGGGACCAGUUCACUCCGCCUGGCCAGAGCUCAUGUUCCCUGCCAAGAAGCAAAAGUUGCUGCCCCUCACAUCCAUUCAUGUGGAGAAGAAAGAUCUUGAGACCGAGCUGCUGGUGCUUACCGCCGAGUCUGAGUCAGAAUUUGAUGAUAAUGAGUUGAAGGAUGAACGAGACUUCUACUUGGAGAAGAAGCAGAAGAUGCCGAUGAUGCAGCUAGGACCAUUGGUGGACAUGAUUGAUCUUAUAAGAAAUCCUAGUCACACCAAGUGGGAAUACUCGGAGACUCAUCAGAGCUCUCGAGCAGGAGCUUGCUUUGAUGGAGAAGACUCCAUUGCCAGGGUCAGAGCUCGAUUUUUGUGAUGAGGCUCCGGUGACUGACUUGAAGGUCGAAGUGGGGCACCCGAAGGACCUUGCCGAGACGGAGUCAGGCACCAGUGAUACAGUGGAGUCAGAGUAUGAGUCAUAUACUCUGACAGACACGGGGGACAAGGACUCUGUACUGAUGCUCGCAUUGGAGGAAGUGGACCAGUUUAUGGAGCCAGAUCCAGAGCUCACUGCGCAGGAGAAGAUACUCCGUGUCCUUCACCUCGUCAGCUGCAAAAAUCUCACCGAAUAUGAUCCUCGUCAGUAUGACUUUGUUUGCACCAGGUUUUCGAGGUUUAACAUAGCUCUCUUCGAUCUUGACGAAGAAUCGGAAGCUAUGAAUGGUCCUCCACUUCAGCAGCUUUCUUGUUCUCAGUGGCAUUCUACUGAAGAUUCAUCGCUUAAUGUCAUCUCGGUGAAGAUCACGGAGUCCGAUGUGGGCUACCCGAUUGAUGUCUUUGGCACCGUGAUUGCCAGAGACGAGGUUGACUACAAAUGUAUUUCUCUGUACCGGCGCGAACGAGACGAGUCGCAGCGCAUCCACUCGGCGGAGGACAUGUUAACUUUGACAGGACCGUCUCGUGGAUUUGCAGCGUCAGAUGGAAUGUUUUUCGAGAUCAACCUGAUGUAUAAGGGUGACGGGGCCACUGAUGACACCCAACUGAGUAAGGGUGUAGCUGAAUACCACAACGAACCCUUUGACCUUCGGCCUGUCACGGUGGUGCUAAGCAGUUGGUUGAGCAGGGUGGAACUGCUAUGCCUGCCUGUCCCUUAUCCUACCGCUGCUGUCAUUGAAGUGAAGAUCUUAAAUGGAAAUCGCAUUUUUAUUGGGAAAAUAUUUGCCUGGAGUCCUGGAAAUGAUGCAAACAAAAUGCUACUCUAUUCACAUGAUUGUGGUGCAGAUCAUGCUUUGAUUGGAGAUGGUCAUCGCGUGACCCUGGCUCGUAACUUGGUCGCUGUUCCAAUUGGUGAAGACAUUGCGCUCCAUAUUUGUUUUAUGGAUCAUGGUGGCGGUGAAGUAAAUGUGGUGAAGAUUUCGUACCCACAAGAAGAAAUGUUUUGCGAACACGGUUCGUAUGAGCUGCAAUUGAAGGUGGAGUGGAGAUCCAUGCUCAGCAUGCCAAUGGCGGAUGCGAUAUUAAAGAGAUGGGCUUCUGUGCCAGUGAGGCAUUUAAGCUCUCAGAAGCUUUAUAUGUCUAGUCCCUGAGUGAAGCCAUGUUAGGCUGAACAAUUUUUCAUUUUCGCUGUGUUUAUUUUAUCUUGAUGUUAUCUGGGUAUGUUGCUGAAAUGUUGAGACAUGUGUCUUUUAUCUAUUGGAAGUUGCGUACUGCGUCCA
Messenger RNA from Brachypodium distachyon (stiff brome), 2539 nucleotides. RefSeq lists its product as uncharacterized. The transcript is spliced from 4 exons. The record is from RefSeq and is a predicted model, not a curated record. Bases 1157 to 2410 code for a protein of 417 amino acids. NCBI's taxonomy places the organism in Eukaryota, Viridiplantae, Streptophyta, Magnoliopsida, Poales, Poaceae.